Trichosporon asahii var. asahii CBS 2479 is the source of this 3015-nucleotide messenger RNA. RefSeq names its product phospholipid-transporting ATPase. The coding region runs from base 1 to 3015 and encodes 1004 amino acids. Gene Ontology annotation, biological process: phospholipid translocation; retrograde vesicle-mediated transport, Golgi to endoplasmic reticulum; endocytosis. The transcript has 4 exons. Gene Ontology annotation, cellular component: plasma membrane; trans-Golgi network; endosome. Lineage: Eukaryota; Fungi; Basidiomycota; Tremellomycetes; Trichosporonales; Trichosporonaceae. The record is from RefSeq and is a predicted model, not a curated record. Gene Ontology annotation, molecular function: ATPase-coupled intramembrane lipid carrier activity; magnesium ion binding; ATP hydrolysis activity.
AUGGCCGUCCUAACGUUCAAAGAGAGCGCCGCUUCCAACUUUCCACCCAACAUCGUUCGCAAUCAAAAGUACAAUGUCGUCACUUUCCUGCCGAUUGUCUUUUACGAGCAGUUCAAGUUCUUCUUCAACUUCUACUUUCUCGUGGUAGCUCUCUCACAAUUCAUCCCUGCCCUGAAGAUUGGUGAGUCUCAAAUCAGUGCAUUCACUAACGCUGCAGGCUACAUCGUGACUUAUGUCGCACCUCUGGCCUUUGUACUGGCGGUCACGAUGGGCAAGGAAGCUUAUGACGACUAUUGUCGCUAUCUUCGGGACCGAGAAGCAAAUUCAACACGGUACUUGGUCCUAUUGCCACAUGCCGAGGUCAUGUCGAUGUCGCCAGCCCUUCAGGCUCAGACGCGGUCUACCCCCUCGUCUUCCAUCAAAGUCGGAGACUUGGUCCUUCUGGAGAAGAAUCAAAGAGUGCCUGCCGAUAUGGUUCUCUUGACCACGAGUGAAGAGGAAGGCACAUGCUUCAUUAGAACAGACCAACUCGACGGUGAAACCGACUGGAAGCUCAAAGUGGCUGUAGCUGAGACCCAAGCUCUUGGGGAAGCCAACGUGGGGACUAUCGAAGGAGUACUUCACGCCGAUGUGCCGAUCAAGGAUAUCCACACAUUUCAAGGCAGUCUUACACUUCGCUCUACUGGCCCCGGUAGUCAAACCGAAACCAAGAUUCCAUUAUCGGUGGAGAACGUGCUCUGGGCGGACACCGUACUGGCGGCGGGGUCUGCCGUAGGUCUUGUGGUGUACACGGGUCGUGACACGCGAGCCGUCUUGAAUACAAGUGAACCAGAAACCAAGAUGGGCACCUUGGAGUGGGAGGUUAACAAGAUGGCCAAGAUCCUCUGCGCUGUGACUUUUGCGCUGUCAAUCUUUCUCGUUGCCCUCAAUGGCUUCCGAGGCGAGUGGUACAUCUACGUCUUCCGCUUUUUGAUCUUGUUUUCCUCGAUCAUUCCCAUCAGCCUGCGAGUAAACCUGGACAUGGGCAAAACCUUUUACUCGCACCAGAUCCAAAACGACCGAGAAAUUCCGGGGACCAUUGUCCGUACGAGCACGCUACCAGAGGAGCUAGGACGGGUCGAGUACUUGUUGACCGACAAGACAGGUACUCUGACUCGAAACGAGAUGGAGCUGAAAAAGCUACACAUGGGCACAGUAGUGUUCGCGUGGGACUCCAUGGACGAGGUUGCCCACUUGUUGUCGCAAGCAUUUGGUGAAGACUUCAAUCGCAAGCAGUCGUCGGUCGGUCCUGGAGCUGGUCCUCGAGGACGGCGCGACAUAUCGGUCCGAGUCAAGGAUGCCGUCAUGGCACUGGCCACUUGUCACAACGUCACGCCAGUAACGAAUGACGACGGAACAGUCACGUACCAGGCUUCCUCUCCGGAUGAAGUUGCCAUCGUAGAAUGGACAGAGUCUGUCGGUCUGACGCUUGUUUCCCGCGAUCGGAACAGUAUGACUGUGCGCUCUCGCAGCGGUGAGACUGUGUCCUUUGACAUUCUGGCUCUGUUUCCCUUCACCUCAGAGUCCAAGCGUAUGGGUAUCAUCAUCAAGGACCGCGAUACUGGGGCUACCACCUUCGUCCAGAAAGGGGCGGACGUGGUAAUGUCCCAGAUCGUUCAGAAGAAUGACUGGCUCGACGAGGAGUGUGGGAACAUGGCUAGGGAGGGCUUGCGAACGCUGGUUGUAGGGCGUAAGCGUCUUAGUGAGGAUGCGCUCAACGCGUUCGAGUCCCGCUAUAAAGCUGCUCAGCUGAUAGUGGGUGAAGAACGAACCGACGCCAUGCAGGCAGCCAUCAGCGAAUACCUGGAAGUGGACUUGGAGCUGCUCGCUCUGACUGGAGUGGAGGACAAGCUUCAGGAGGACGUCAAGUCAACGCUCGAACUUUUACGGAAUGCGGGUCUGAAGAUCUGGAUGUUGACCGGUGACAAGAUUGAAACCGCUACCAACAUUGCUGUAUCGAGCAAACUGGUUUCCCGAAACCAGUACAUUCAUCAGGUCUCAAAGCGUAAGCAGAUGCCUUUUGCACGUGCUAAUAUCGCAGUACAGACUCCGGAUCAGGUCAGAGAUAUGCUGGACUUUGUCCAUGCCAAGCCCGAUUGCUGCUUGGUGAUCGACGGCGGAUCGUUGCAGGUGAGGUUUCCGACUACUAUUAUUGACCUAGAGAUGUGCCUCGACGAGUUCCGGACCGAGUUUGUCGCCCUGGCAACCCAACUGCCGGCGGUUGUGGCAUGCCGGUGUUCCCCUACGCAGAAGGCUGAUGUGGCCCGUCUUAUCCGCGAUUUCAGUCAGAAGACCGUCUGUUGCAUUGGAGACGGAGGCAAUGAUGUCAGCAUGAUCCAAGCUGCGAACGUCGCGAAGCUUUCUCAGUUUGUGAUUCACCGCGGACUUAUCAUCUCGGUGAUCCAGGCCGUCUUCAGUUCCAUCUUUUACUUUGCUCGCUGGCUGCAGGUCGGCUAUGCAACGCUGUAUACCAUGGCGCCAGUCUUCUCACUUGUUCUCGAUCGUGAUGUCACCGAGGAUCUGGCACUCCUCUACCCGGAACUCUACAAGGAACUCACCAAGGUCAGGCGCCCACACAGUGCUUACUCUGACGUCCUAGGUGGAAUUAUCAUGCUCUUGUCUCUCUUUCUUUUCGAAUCAGAAUUUUUGCACAUCGUUGCAAUCUCCUUCACGGCCCUCGUCAUCAACGAGUUGAUCAUGGUGGCGCUGGAGAUCACAACGUGGCAUACAUACAUGGUCCUCAGCGAGCUUGGGACGGCUGUCGUAUACUUUGGCUCGAUGGCUGUCCUGCCCGAGUACUUCGGUAAGAGGUCGUGCAGAGUCAAGCUUACCACAGACUUGCGUUUUGUGCUCUCCGCAGCUUUCGCAUACAAGGUAGCGAUCAUUGUGGCCAUCUCCAGCUUCCCGCUGUACGUUAUCAAAGCAAUCCAUCAAAGAUUCAACCCCGCGGCGUACGCCAAGGUUUCAGAGCUAUAG